Molecule: messenger RNA, 3300 nt
Organism: Aureobasidium vineae
Lineage: Eukaryota; Fungi; Ascomycota; Dothideomycetes; Dothideales; Saccotheciaceae
Source: the annotation of a GenBank genome assembly
AUGGCUCGCGAACGCCUUCCAUCAGCAGAGUCCUCCGCNUCACCCGACUCAGCCUUCACAGUCUCGCCCUGUUCAGAAUGGCUUGACACAGCAGACACAGCCUUCUCAAGCGCCCGUCCAGCCCCCACCACAGCGGCCUCCAAGCUCUCAGCACAACCAAGAUUUGGCGAAGCCAGUCCUCUGCGCAACCCGCUGAAAGACCCGUAUGCCAACGUCUUCAACACCAAUCCUCGCAGACCUGAGCAACACCGUACUAUCCCUCAACCACAAUUCCGACAGCCACACGGCCCAAGCAAUGGAGCUCAACCUAAGACCUCGACCUUCUUUCUGCCUGGCCAGAGACCUCAGCCUCCACCGCAGCCCCGUCCCGCCCAGUCUGGUAACCCUCUUUACGCUAACGCUGCAAACUCGGCCGCCAUUCGUGUGCCCUCGAACGCCCCACUGAGGGACAUCCCUCCCGCUCCCAGGCAGCUCUUUUCUUCUUCUGUAGGACCCAGUACCACAUACCGGCCCUACAAUGCUGUCCCUGCACCUCUACCGAAACCCAUCGACCUCACCAUCGCCGACGACGACGACGAUGGCUUCGACCCCGAUGCCGCCCUGCGAGAGGAUGGUUUCGGCGCCACCGAUCCCUAUGCUUAUGUCGACCCUAGCCAGACAAGCCACAACAUCAAGGCCCUUCUUGAAGGCGCCUUUGACGAUGAUGGCGACAAGCCUAAGAUGCGCCUGCGCAAGAGAGCCGCUAANAAAGCAACAGCAGAAGGUCAAGGAGGAGAAAAAAUUUCUUCGCUCGAGGAAAAGCUUAGAAAGCUCGACAUGGAUGCAGUAAAGGAAGGGCCAAAAGAGGAAGAACCUGACACCAAGGAGGACGAAGACGAGGACGAGGAAGAUGGCACAAUCGAAGGUCUGACCGUCAAGCUUCUCCCGCAUCAGGUCGAAGGUGUCUCUUGGAUGAUCGACAAGGAAAUUGGCGAGCGCAAGAAGAAUGGCGUACUACCUAAAGGAGGUAUCCUGGCCGACGAUAUGGGACUGGGAAAAACUGUCCAGUCUGUCAGCUUGAUUCUUCUCAAUCCCCGUCCAGAGCUCGAUGCUAAACCACCACCGGAGAACCCCAAGCGCAAGAUGCCGGGCAAGGAGGUCGGCAAGGGUACGCUCGUCGUGGCCCCUCUCGCUCUCAUCCGCCAGUGGGAGAGCGAGAUCAAGACAAAGGUCGAAAAGAGCCACGCAUUGCGCGUCUUGGUUCACCACGGUCCAUCGAGAACAAAAUUCGCCGCCGAACUCAAGAAGUAUGACGUUGUCAUCACGACCUAUCAGAUUCUCGCAUCUGAAUUCGCUGGCUCUUCUGACCAUCCUGACGGCGCAAAGGUCGGCUGCUAUGGCGUCCAUUGGUACCGUGUCAUCUUGGAUGAGGCACAUUCGAUCAAGAACCGCAACGCAAAGUCGACACAAGCUACCUAUGGUCUACGAAGUUGGUACAGAUGGUGCUUGACUGGUACACCCAUGCAAAACAACCUCGAUGAACUACAGAGUCUGAUCUGCUUCUUGCAAAUCAAGCCAUACAACAAUCUGGCUACCUGGAAGGAGCAGAUCACGAUUCCAAUGAAGAACGGUAAGGGUAAUUACGCCAUCAAGCGCAUCCAGUAUUUCCUCAAGGGAUUCAUGAAGCGCCGAACCAAGGACAUUCUCAAGGAAGAUGGCGCUCUGAGCUUUGGCGGCAAGACAAAGAACGGUGACAAGAAGGGCACUGGAAUGAAAAUCGUUGGGCGUAAGGUCGAGACUAUCGUCUGCGAGCUUGAUCCCAAAGAACGCGACUUUUACGACCAACUUCAGGAAAGAGCACAAAAGCGUCUAGAUGACAUGAUGGGCGGCGAAAAGACUGACUACAUUGGAGCUCUCGUCUUGCUUCUGAGACUUCGUCAAGCCUGCAACCACCCGAAGCUUGUUUCUGGAUCCAUGGGCAAAGACAAGGACGCGUUGUCCACAGGACAACCCAACCCAAGCCAAACACCGCGCAAAACCUCUGUCGCUAGCAAUCAGGACAAUGACAUCGACGCCCUUGCUGACAUGUUCGGUGGAAUGGGUGUCCAGGUGAAGGACUGUGAUAUCUGUAGUGUCAGACUGCUUCCAGCAGAGGUGAAAGCUGGUGCUGUUCGUUGCAACGAGUGCGAGGACAUCGCUAAAGCCACACCCAAGAAACUCGGCCGCAAGGUGAAGAAGGAGAAGAAGCACAAGUCAAAGCCCGAACGCAAGCCUGCUCCUGCCGCGCCCGUCAGAAGAAACCGCAAGAUCAUCGUCGAUAGUGAUGACGAAGAUGAUGAAGGCGAGGGCGAGUGGCUCGUUGAUCAGUCCCAGCAGAGUACACCCCAUCUGGGUAGAGCUGGUGGCACUGACGACGAGGACGCAGAAGGAGGCGGUGAGACUCUGGGCUCCAUUGACUCUGUAUCUGGAGAUGAGGAUGGAAGUUCUGGAUCUGAAGCCGAAUCCGAGGAGGAAGAAGGUGACAUCUCAUACUCGGGUCCGACAGGCGUUGAGGCAGCUUCGACAAAGAUCCGCCGCUUGCUACGCAUCUUGCACGCCGAGACUCCUGAACACAAGACAAUCGUCUUCUCGCAAUUCACCAGCAUGCUGGAUCUUGUUGAGCCACACCUACAGAAGUCUGCGAUUCGCUACGUUCGCUACGACGGCGGUAUGCGUAACGAUGCUCGCGAAGCAUCACUCAACUCACUUCGCAACGAUCCCAAGACUCGAGUACUGCUAUGUUCCCUCAAGUGUGGUUCUCUUGGCUUGAACUUGACAGCUGCUUCGCGAGUAGUUCUGAUUGAGCCUUUCUGGAACCCAUUCGUCGAGGAACAAGCAAUCGAUCGUGUGCAUCGUUUGAAUCAAACAGUCGACGUGCACGUCUUCAAGCUGACUGUUGGCAAUACGGUCGAAGAGCGCAUUAUUGAGCUUCAGGAAAAGAAGCGUGAGCUAGCGAAGGCAGCUAUCGAAGGUGGUAAGGCUGUGGCUAAGCUCACUAUGAAGGAUAUCAUGAGUCUGUUCGGCCACAAUCCUGGUGCCGUCGGUGGCCGCGAGAGCAUCGGUAGUACCGAUGAGAACAAGCCUUGGAACAGAAACACCAAGGUGUUGGCCUCCGAACCUACUAGGUCCAGUACCUCUUCAGCUGCUGCUCGACGUUCAGGCUCAGGCGCUCUGAGAUCCUCACCACGAGAAUCUCCUCCAGCACGUACUGAUCGUCGCGGNGGGUAUGAGAAGGACGCCAGAAGAAUCAGAAACGAAGACCCAGUCUAUGGUCGUCGCUGA